AUGAAAUUCCCAGCAUUCUCUUUACUCAAUAACACCGCCAAUUUCACCUUCUUCCAAUACGUAGCGGUUCGAAACCCGAACCGUUACGCUUUCUCACAUUACGACAGUUCCUUACAACUCUUCUCUGAUUCAACGGGUCCUCUGGGUUUUAUCUAUAUUCCUGCGGGUAGUAUUUCUGCUGGUAGAACUCAGUAUGUAUCUGCUACUUUUGAUGUCAAGUCAUUCCCACUUCCACCCAAUGUUGGGCAAGUUAAUGGGCCCGUGUCUGGACCCGUACCCGGACCCAUGAUGGAGCUGGAGACAAGGAUGAAGCUGGUAGGAAGUAUGAAGGUGUUAAAGGUAUUUGCUCAUCAUGUGGAAAAAGGAACUCAAUGUAGAGUUUCUAUUCAGGUCUCUGAUGGGUCUGUUCUUGGCUAUAAUUGCUGA
Amaranthus tricolor (Joseph's coat) is the source of this 426-nucleotide messenger RNA. RefSeq lists its product as uncharacterized. NCBI's taxonomy places the organism in Eukaryota, Viridiplantae, Streptophyta, Magnoliopsida, Caryophyllales, Amaranthaceae. The transcript has a single exon. Bases 1 to 426 code for a protein of 141 amino acids. The record is from RefSeq and is a predicted model, not a curated record.